Molecule: messenger RNA, 2022 nt
Organism: Homarus americanus (American lobster)
Lineage: Eukaryota; Metazoa; Arthropoda; Malacostraca; Decapoda; Nephropidae
Product: serine/threonine-protein kinase 11-interacting protein-like
Exons: 7
Coding region: 39-1145 (368 amino acids)
Cellular component (GO): cytoplasm
Molecular function (GO): protein binding
Source: RefSeq, a predicted model, not a curated record
UAUUUCAGAGUGACAUGAUGUGAGUGUUGAAGACAACCAUGGAUGAUGCCAUACUCCAAUGGGUGUGUAGUCUUGCCACUGCAUUCCGCCAGUCUGCUCAUCUCCUCCUUGAUCAGCAAUAUAAGCUUUUAUUAGACACGUGGUCACUUGGAGAAAUUCAAGAAGCAUUUAGUUUAAUCCUUGAGAUAGAGCAGCACACUAACUUCCAUGUGCUGCCUCCCAACCACCGCCAGCACUCCGCAAUCCCACACCUUCAGUUUAUUUAUGACCGUCUACAGAAGAUCUUUGGUUUAAGACUGUGGGCUAAAGUUGGACAAAGUCUUCCACAGAAUGAAACUAUAAGUUUACGCUGCUUCCGGAACUUACAAGCUCUGGAGUUAUUGCACAUUCCUGUGACCAGCCUCAAAGCCCUCCAAACCCUGCGGCCAACACUGCGAUCAGUAAUAAUAGUUAAAGGACUAACACGACUUAGUGAUCUGUUCAUCCGUUGUGGUGCUGAUAAGGCAGGAGAGUUUGCAUGGGAGCAACUGCAGGAAGCUGUGUUGGCUCACAACUCAUUGUACAGUUUAGACCACAGCCUUAGUCUCCUGCCAAACCUUAAGAUACUAGACUUAAGCCAUUGUGAACUGGAGGAUGCCUCAGCUCUGGAGUACCUCCCUACUGUGUCGUUAUUAGACCUGAGCCACAACCAACUACGGCUCCUUCCCCGUCUCUCUCCUACUGCUACCUACUCUCUUAUAGUUCUCAUAGCCAAUAACAAUCUUUUUUCUCACAUAAGUGGUUUACAUGAAAUGAAUAACAUUGAGGAGCUGGAUCUGAGGGACAAUGUAUUAAGUUUGAAGGAAGCGUUGUCACCCAUUGGUGCCUUACCUCAUAUUAGAGUGCUCAAGAUAAGUGGUAACCCUAUCACAUGGGACCUCAACUACAGAAGUCAAAUUAUCAGACAGCUAAAUCCUGCUACUGCCAAUCACAAGGUUGUGUUUGAUGAUGUGCCUCUAACAGGUCAAGAAUAUGAUGAGGUUGGGAUGCAUGCAGUGCCAGCAGGAUCCUCUUACUCCCCAGAACUUCUUUCAUCCCUCUCCUCCCUUUGUUCUCCAGUGAAUCCAAUAAGUCCAGCACAUGGACUAAUCUCACAGCCUCUGUAAUCACCUGAAGAGGCAGAUCUGAUUCAGCUAGAUCCAGUAGACUCCCAACCAGCAAGUUUAGUUAAUGAUUCAGCUCCUGUAUCACUCAAAAACUCAGGUUUGGUUGUGUUCUGCUCUUGGCAUUUAGAUUGUAUAUCAUCUGGGUAUUUAAGAAUUGUCUGUUAUGUUUUACUUUUGCAUGAUUUUUAAGUGGUGAUGAAUUCUUUUAAAUCCUUUACACAUAAAGAUGGUGCAUCACAACCACUCUAGAUAUUAACAGUAGUGUACAGUGUUAUGUGAGUGAAAUGAUGUACAAAAUUUCAAUUUGAAUACAUAAGAAUUUAUGUAUUUCCUUAUUAUUACUUCUGGUAAGGAAUCAUACUCAUAUAUACAAGAGGCUGUUAUAAUUUUAUAAUCACCACCAACCUGAUAACUGACUGAAGUAUUAAUUUAUGCUCAUUCAUCCCUCUGGUAAUAAACAUCACCCUUGGCUGUGAAACUUUCUUAUAUUUGACGUAGAUUUUUGGUGCUCAAUGCAAAUACUUCUCUGUUACCGUCUAGUAGAAGUUUUCAUGCUAAAAAUUUUAUAAUUGUUGCCCAUGCUUGGAAGGCAAGGACAGCUGCCAGUGUGUCCCUUUUUAAUAUUCAUCAUACCUGAAUGUCAUCAAACUUACGUCAAGUAGAGGAUGCAAAGGAGACCAUUGCCUCUAUUUUCAUGUACAGUGCUUCUCUUGGGGGUACAUGAUAACAAAUUUUAACUAUCUCGAUGAGCAUGGUUUAUAUGGAAGAUUCUCCUCUCAGAUUCAGAAGAGCUAACUCUUAACUAUGUUGGAUUAAAACUUAAUAAAGUUUACCUUUGAAGUAUUUUAGGAGCAGACGAAUGUCAACUGUCUUUUGA